Porites lobata is the source of this 14871-nucleotide messenger RNA. The record is from the annotation of a GenBank genome assembly. Lineage: Eukaryota; Metazoa; Cnidaria; Anthozoa; Scleractinia; Poritidae.
ACGACAAUUAUUCGCAAUGUGAGUGUAUGGAUAUAGUACAGAUGUUACACGAAACAAUUCAUCCAGUUACAAACAUCCAAUAAAAAGCUGGCAAUUUAAAGGUACUUGUCGAGCGACACGUAAACAAAAUUUAAUGAUGGAAGGCACGGAAAGUGAGUCCGAUGAAUUUCACUCGGAUAUGGAAGUUACGUUUUCGAAGGAAAAAUCGCGAUCAACGCAGAGGCACAGGUUAGCAGAAGCUGAUGAACUCACAGAAGAUGUAUUCAUGCCUCUGGUACCCGGCGAUGAGUUCGAAGAACAGGAUUUAGAAGGUAAGGUGACGUGAUUUUUGAAGUCAACGCGGAAGUUUAAUUUAUAAUUAUAAAAUAAGUGUAAGUUCAAACGGAAUUUCGUGUUGUAUGGCGUAUCAAGACUUGUUUGCCGAUUUUAUUUUCGUGGCUUCCUUCCUUUGCUCCGGCUGAAAUGUUUUCCUGUAGAUGAAUAAAUUUGACGUAUCAUUUAAAGGUUCAUUUAAAGAAUUUCUACUUAUGCCGUUAAUUCAAACAGUUGUUAUUGCAAGAUACUUUUGUUACGGUAUUUUAAUGCAGCGAAGCUUCAUAUGAUAAGUAUAAAUAUAUUAGCAUUUAAUGAGUAAAUAUCAGAGAAAUAUGAACUUGCAGCUGAUCUAUAAUUCAAGCUAAGCUUAUGAAUAUGGUAAUAAUCUUUUGUUUAUUAAUGAGAUGCAAAUAAUUAACAAUUGUUGGACGAGGUUGAGCAAAAUAUCGUGAUUUGGCAAAUAACUGACCUGCGAGACAUUGACAAAUCACGAUAUUUUGCGAUAACUGAGUUCAAUAACAUAAUAUAUUGUUUUAUUAUUCGAUCACCAAGUUUGUGUUUUUAAUGAAAUCUUUCGGGAAGUGAAGCGAUCUACCAUUUUUCAUACAAGAGUGAUUGCAGGAAGGAGAAAAGCGUCAUUUUCGUGUACGCAUGAGCAGAAGAUUAUUUGCAGCCAAACACUUCCUAGUAUUUGCUAUUUCUACAAAAAGUAUGUUUUCCUUGUUUCCUUGUUGUCUCGUUUCUCCAGAUCCCGAUUACUGCCCUUGCGUCUCCAAGGAUGAGAAAUGUUUGCUGGCUAUUAUGGCUCACUAGCCCAGUAUGUCAUAAAGGCCUAUCAACCUACUUUUUCAAUAAAAUUUUGCUAAAUGUAAUGCUUCAGCAUCUUUGAAAGUUUGUGAUUAAAGCACUUUUUUUUCUUUUUCCAAUACAACUUUAUUGAACAUGCACACGUACAGUUAACAUUCACAAAAGACAAUCUGCAACAAAACGAGAACUACAACGUGAAGCUAAAAAAAAGAAACCUAACACAAUAAAAACAUUAGUGGUAACUAAAUGGGAGCGCAAUCAGUUAAGUAAACAGAAUUUCACACCGUAUUAAGAGACGAAAAAACAGACCAUUUUGUUCUGAAAUCUUUUUCGUGACCAGUCGUACAAGAAAUAUAUUAUUCUAGACUAAUUUUAUCACGAGCUAGGGAAACAAAUUCAUUUUGAGUUCACCAUGUGCGAGGCCCAAUCCAGAAACUCCUUCCAGAACAACGUGGCUUGCGCGUACUCAGUGAAAAGAUGAUCUGCUGGACAAAAAGGGCAGCGCAGGGAGUCUUCUUUCUUCAUUUUAAAUAAUGAGCUCUUGGUGCACAGAAUAUUGUGAAUAAUUUUGUACUGGAACAUUGAUAGCUUUACUUCCUUUGUUCUUCAAAAGGCAGUAGCCAAAAUUUAAGAGUGAUGAAAGCAUUCCAGCCUGACAGGUCAUGACUGUGCUAUAUAUUUGUCAUGCCCUGUAUAUUACAACAACAACAGCAAAAAUAAUUUAAUAAUAAUAACACUAUUAUCAUUUUAAUAUAGUGAUAGUAAUAACUGCAACACAGACAUUGUAAAAAUAGUCCUCUGAGAGGACACCAGGUCACUGGCAAUGAAUAGUCUGUAAUCCAGUAACCAUAAAAAAAGAAGAAAAUUUGUGGAAAAAAAAUAUGGCCAAUGGCGAGUUUUGAACCUGGUACUGCAAUGACAACGAACUGAAACCACAUGCUUGCAAAACAACAGUCAUGUUGUGCUUCCCUAGCACAUACUUUAAAAUAACUGUGUAUAUGUAAUAUUCUCUUCAACAUUUUUAUUAUAAUAAGUUCAUGUUCAUGAAUUUAAUCAAUACUAUAGUAGAACAUCCCUCCACCACUUGUUUAGGAAAUGUAUAGCGGUAAUAAUUAUGAGAAUGUAUCCUUUGAUGUUAGGGUUUAAGAGUUAUAUUUAUCCCUUUUUGCUUUCUUUCUUUUGACUAGAAUUAUUUCUGAAAAUGAGUAAUUUAGUUUUAGGAUAUGAAAUUGUUUGACUCAAGAAAAAGAAGAAGAAGAAAGUAGAAUAAUUCUACUUUAUUUUAAAAAAAAGGGUGAUAGCAGGUAUCAAACCAAGUCCCUUCGGCUUUGAAGGUCAAGCAUUACGGCACAUACAAGAACCAUAGAAUGACCAUACCAUCAUUCAUUCAUUCAUUCAUUAUGCUGACAAUAGCAUAAAGCUUUCUGGCUCUAAGGCAGUGAGCUCAAAAAUGAUCACAUUCUUGAUUAAUUAAUGACCUCAUUUUUUCUCCUGGCACAGAUUCUGGACAGCCAACUUACACUUUGUCUGAAGCUGUAGAGAAGAUUGGCUUUGGCAAAUUUCAGAUGAAUAUAAUCUGGAUGGUUGGCUUUUUUGUAGUAAGUAUCCCUAACUUAAAUUCACUUAAUUAUACGUGUUUUUACAUGUGGACGGGGAUGUCGUCACUGGUCAAAACAAAUUAAAGGAGUGUGUAGAAUAAUAAUAAAUUAUUACAAGGCCCUUUGUGACCCUUAAUUUUAGGCAAAUAUAAGAAACGAUAGACAGAGAAUCAAGCAGCUAGUCUAUGAGGCAUCGUAUCUGUUGUGCCCUUUUUUGCUAUCCCUUCCCUGGAGGAGGGUAAAAAGUAAUAUUUAAUAAUAAUAAUAAUAAUAAUGGAAACUUUAUUUUUGUUUUUGAAUGUAAAUCUCGCUACGUAUAGGCAAUUUACAAAUGCUGCUUGAGAUUGGAUUAUUCAAAAAAAAAAGAAGAGAAAAGAAAAGAAAUCAAAAUUGCAUUAAGUCUGGGCUAUCCCAAUUCCUAUUUCUAUGACAAAAGAUGUAAUAUGUUGCUCUAAUGGCUAUAUUUAUCAUUUCUUGAUUAUAUAAAGUUGCUUCUUUUUGUCAAUGCCAAUGUAAUAAUAAUGAUAAUGAUAAUAAUAAUAAAAUUUAGUCGUACAGAUAAUUAAUUAACUAACUAGGUAACUAACUAGCUAACUAGAGAACAAACAUCUAUUUAGCCUGCGAGCAAGCUCUCCUUUUUGGGCGAGUGAAGUGAGUCUUGCGAGAACGCGUGAGCGAGCAGCGAAGCUGCAAGGGGCCGGCGAAAGGAGAGCUUGCAACCAUCCCUUACAAAUUUUCAUUUGUAUAUUUACUUCGCCCAGAGGAAGGGAAAUACCCUUGGCUGAAAAAUGAUGUUCUGGAAAUCAAAAUUAUCCUUUCCCCUUAUGGGGCUUUUCAGGGAUAAUGAAACAUAUAAUUUAAAUGGAACAUACAUACACAUGUUGCAACAUGGUUAAAAGGCACAACUGGUGGGAGGAGAACCAGUUGGCUAGUUUACAAUGUGGCCGAGGAAUUGAACUUGGGACUACGGAGAAUAAAUCCAGCGAGUAGUCAGGCCAGCACUUGAACUGGAGGCCUCUGAAUUGCAAGUCCAGUGCUGUAAAUGCUUGGCCACGUUGUCUCCUCCCGAUGGAUAUAUCGGAUGUCCAUUAGGAAGUCUAAUAAUGGCUCUGUUUUUGCAGAGGAGUGGAUGGUACUUUAGGAAGUAAACAGAAACAACUGUCUUUCUUCAUGUAUGCUAUUGAUCAAAAUUUUAGAUUGCUGAUGCACUUGAAAUGAUGUUGCUGUCUAUUCUUGCCCCAACAAUCCGCUGCAUUUGGCAUCUUCCAUCUUGGAAGGAGGCUUUGGUUACCACGGUGAGCAUUGAUAAUGGCACUAAGGGAACACCUUCAUUCAUUAAUAUUAAGCUACGUGCAAAUGGACGCAUUGAACGACUCCCAACAUUGUUGGCCCUAGAAAGUUGCAUCCAUGUUGGCAGUGGAACCACACAAUGUUGGGACCUGCAGUGCAUUGUGGGAAGGAUAUAACCCAUAAGACUUUGUAAACCAUGUGUAAUGCACAUGCGUGGCCCCAGCAAUGUUGAGUAGUGAUUACUAGAAGGGCAGAGUAAAAGUGGAAGUAACUCAAUAAAUUGAAAAUUAGAUGUUUUACUAGUAUUGAGUAAGAUACCAGUGAAAAAAGGUAAAGUAACUGUGCCUUCCUAAAUCUGUUUUGAAGGAGGGCUAUGAAUUAAUAAAAUAUUAUCAUUAUAUGGCAGGUUGUCUUUGUAGGAAUGAUGAUUGGAUCAUCUUUUUGGGGUUGGCUAGCAGACCACUAUGGCCGAAAAACUGUAAGUUCAGGUACAUGCACAUAGCUAGGUAAAGACACUUAUUUAAUAUAUACUUGCACAAUAAAGUAAUACACUUAAGUGCAUGAUUCGGUUGUAAAAUUUCCAAACCAGGUAAAUGAUUACCCUUUUCCUUUGUUUCAACAAUUUGUCUUCACAGAAUUGAUGACUUUUCGACUUCUUUGUGACAAGCUUGAGUAUAGCCAACAUUCUUGUCGAACUUGAGCGAUGGAAUGGGCUGUUAAUGUCAUGGUUGUUGUGUUUUUCAUACUUCUGUCAAUAUAACAUCAAGACUCUGGGAAACAAAACUAUUUCCCUCAGAAGCUGGCAGUGAGUGUGUAUCUGACACAAAGAACAUGCCCAAAAUACUUCAUUUGUUCAUGAUUUUCUUUGUCUGUUGGUAAAUUUAUGAAUAAAUCCCUCACUUAGGCAAAUAAAAAUUGCCUCCUGCUACAUGUAAUUAACAGCCACAAGGUGAUUAUUAAUUGUGUUUUUUUCUCCUGAUUUGUUGUCAAGGUCAUAGUAAUAUGUGCAACCUGGAUCUUUUAUUUUGGAUUAAUUAGUUCAUUUUCACCUCACUAUUACUGGAUCAUAGCGUUACGUUGUUUAGUUGGUUUUGGAAUUGGUGGUGCGCCACAAUCGUAAGUGCUAUUAGUGCAUAUGGAAAUUAUUGAUAUACCAUAUUUCCUCUAUUUAGCCCCUGGGGUUUAUCUUUGUAGGUGUAUGCUUCUAGGCUAGCUCGGGCUUAUUAUAAGUGGGUGUGCUUUUUAGAGGUACAAAAAGUGUAACCCAAAGGAUGGGUGCAGGGGCAUAUCUGGAGUUUUGAUUAUGGGAGAGGUCUACCUCAGAUAUGCGAGGUAAAGAAGGGAUUAUAUACUGGUAUGAUAAUGGGAGGUGCUUGUUGCUUGUGAGACAUGGGGUGUAUGGACCCCCCCAAGCCUGUACUUGAGGGGGACCCUUUUUGAAGUUCAGUUUGAUAGGCAGUUUAUGCUGGCAUUGGAAUUAGGACAGGGCUUAAAAUUAAAAGCAAUAAUAUCAUAUCGCUUGACCCCCCCCCAAAUUUAUUCUCUUGUUUUAAAGAUUUUAGAUAUAUAUUUUUAAAGUCAAUUAUUUUAAUGCACUGUAAUGUUUAUUUCUUUCUUUUCUUUCAGAACAACACUUUUAGCUGAGUUUCUUCCAUCAAGUGUUCGAUCAUACUGCAUAUUAUCUCUUUCUGUAAGAAGUAAACUGUUCAUGUUUUAAGCUGUUAAUGUCAGAUAGUAUUUAAAAUAUUAUUUAUUUAAGCAAUUUACAACAUGUAAAAAUCUGUGGAGAUUUCCAACUUUGACAUGUCUACAUAUCUGCUUUAUUGUAGCUCCAACUGUAGGUUUAACAUUAGAGUUAAAUAUUCUUGUAUGUAUAAAAUUGUUUUGGAUACAGUGUAGUUAUUAGUUUUUCUCAGAGUAAUCAGUUUGCUAUUGAUUGCAACAAUGAACCACUUUCCGCCUUGGUCUUCAUCAAGUGAUGGUGUUGAUGGGCUGUGCAAGAUUAUUAAUAGUACCGCAUUUUGCUGUUGGUAAAAUUUGAUGCGACUAAUAAUCCCUGUGGGUACUAAUGAUGGUGUAUCCCUUUGGGUAUGUGCCAUCCAGCGGGUCGUGAUUUUGAAGCCAUUUAUGAUUUUCUAGGUGUAUUUUGUAAGCAGCCAUUUGGGCAAGGACAAAUUGCUUUUUAAAAAUACUUCAAUGAUAGGGCCCAUUUGUAGAACGGGGAAUCAGUUUUAGGGCGACCUUUUAGGGGAUUUUUUUUUUAGAACGGGUGCCAAUUUGGAGUCUGAACCUUUGUCUGUUUUCUGUUUUCAGGUAUGUGAAAGGUUAUGGAUUUCUUAGUUGCUGAGUAUAUGAAAGUGUAGGGAAAUUCGUCGUUUCAGUAUUUCAAAGGGAAUGUAACAAAAAUACUUAUUUUUUUAACUGACGUACAUUAUAGCUGUAUCAUGGCUGCCAUUUGAGAAUUUAUUUCAAGUAUGUACUCUUACACCGCCUUUCACAUUCCUGACAGGCGAUCACUUGGACAAAUCAGAUUUGAUCAGAUCUCGCUUCAGUUUUGUUGGCAAGAGAUCUGGGUAUGAGAGUAAUAAAGUAAUGUUAUUAAAAUAUUUGCCUGCGUUCAGACGUCUCCUAUUUCCUUUGUUGCACGCGGAAAAGGGACGUCUGCAUAACGCCGUCGCUAAUCGUGUUCCAGCGUCCUGCUGGGUUCCCAAGAUCUUGGGAACACGCUGUGAUAGGCUGACACACAGUGCGCAUUGUUUGACUUAACGCUGAUUGGUUGUUAUCGAAUGUGGUCUGAUAAUGUAUGCAGUGAUUUAAAUGAUUUAUGUAAGCGGGGUUUUCUAACCAAAAUAAAUCAAAACAUGUGCGAUUGUGUGCUGUGUUUUUUCGUCGAUCGAAAAGCAGAGCGAUCAAAAUCUUGUGCGGGGAAGCGGAAAAUUUAACGUGUACGAGGAAAUUAUUUCUUUACAAUUUACUGUGCAUGACACAUCACAUCAUAUUUGUAAACAGAGUCUGAGAAAACUACACACUGGACUUUGCACCAGGCAGGCAUUUCGGAGAAAGCCAGCCAAAGAAACUAAAAUCUUUAUUUAGCCGUAACAAACAGAGGUCAAGAAAAUUUAAACACUUUACAACCGCAUUUGAAAUCAAAUCCAAUCGGGAACACCCACAGAAGCAUAAACCACAGGAAAUGAUUACUCAGUAUGCAUGUAACAAACCUGCUUCAUUACCUCUAAAUGGAAGACUUAGCGCAGCAAAAAUGAGAUUUACUCAUGCAAAGGUUAGAAUGCUACAUGCACUGUGUAGUGCUAGUAAUCUUUGCGCGAGAGAGAAAAGAAGAAAAACCUCUGUUCAAGCAGACUCUCAAGGUCAGGUUUCGGCCGUAUCACGAGCAUAUGAUGUUUUGUUUGGCCUGUCAACUCUUAUUUCUAACCGGAUAUUAUUUCACAAUUUAUGCGAAAUAAAGUACCCUGCCAGCGGGACGCUGGAACACGAUUAGCGACGGCGUUACGCAGACGUCCCUUUUCCGCGUGCAACAAAGGAAAUAGGAGACGUCUGCACGCAGGCAAUUAAAAUAUUUGCUUCUUUUCAUUACAGUUUUUUUGGGCAAUAGGAUCUUGUUUCACAGUAGGAGUUGCUAUGGCUGUGAUGCCAUCAUUGGGAUGGAGAUGGCUUCUUGGAUUUUUGUCGUUACCACUUCUACUGUUUGUUGCUAUGAGUUAUGUAAGUAAGACUGAGUGAGUACUGCUGACAAUUGAAAAUUUUAUCAUUUAUUGUUAAAAUAAAAAAUUGAUGAGAACUUUAAGAUAAAUAAUCAUUGAAUUUUUUAUUGUUUGAUUUUUAGAUUAAGAACAUAUGCAUUGCAUUAGAGGAUUUUUUUUGUUUUUUGUAAACCCUCAAUUAUAAAAAAACAUAAAGUAAACCUGUGUCUUCACUGCGAAUAGAAUUUGACUGAUAGACCAGUUUUUUUUUUAGGUGAACUGCUUGCCCAAAAAUGUUUCACUGAUCAAAAAUAAUAAUUAUGUAUAAUUCUUUUAGUGGCUCCCAGAGUCCUGCAGAUAUUACCUUGCUGCAGGUGAGAAAGAAAAAGCAGUUAGAAUGCUUCAGAGGGUGGCAAGGGUCAACAAAAGUGAAAUGCCUGUAGGAAUUCUUAAAGAUGCUAGUGAGGUAAGUUAAGGAUUAAUAAUAACAGUAAUAUGAACUGAGUGGAGUGCAAUUUGGUCUGAAUUAAAUCAUAUGAGUGAUUUUAAAAUCGGACAAGUGCGAGUUCAAUUUGAAUUACAAGUAUGCAUGAUUUCAGACCAACAUUGUAUGACACAAAGUUCAAUUACAACUUAUUACAGCCAUUUUGAAGUGGCCUAGAGUUCAGUCAGUACCAUUACUAUUAAAUUUUGACCUAGUAGCCAGUUUCUUGAAAAGUGGAAACAAAAAGGUUUUUAAUCUCAUUUUGUACCCGAAACAGAAAUGAUGCAAUAUAGAGCAAAAAUGGUGUGAUUUCAAAACAGAAGUGAGGCAAUUUAGAACAUGAAUGAUGUGAUUCAGGACAGAUGUGAUUUAGGGCAAAAAAUAGUGUGAUUUGUGAAUAAAUCGCUCUGCUGAGAGCCAAUCAGAUUGCACCAGUGAUUUCAAAAUGGAUGUAACAAAGUUAUUUUAAAACAACAACAAGUAGGAGCAUUUUAUCAAUAAAACAUCACCACCAUGCACUGAUUAUCUACAGAUGUCUGCAUAAGACAGCUUUUGAUUUUUUAAAAAUAUAUAUCUUGAUUGAAAACUAUAGAUAAUAGUAUUGUUACAUAAUCUUGUCUAUUCCAUUGAUGUAUGAGUACUCAAUAAAAGUAUUAAAUUUUGCCCUCAGAAUGGUAGACAAGGACAAUUUAAAGACUUGAUCAGUCCAGAAUUUAGAAAGACAACAAUUUUGUUGUGGUUUAUUUGGUGAGUAUUGUUAAAUUUAGGUUAGGAAAACAAGUAAAACCCGUAAAACAGAGCACUGAUAGAUAGAGGGGGUAAAAUGAGCACACCAUCGGCCUCAGUGUUUUUUGUUGGAUGAGGACUAUUUCAAGUUACUGAUGUAAAAUAAGGACUACUUUUAGGUAAUUGUGUGGAUUAAAAUAUCUUGGCUGUUGUUGGAGCUGCAUAUUGUACAACCUCAGUGUAAUGAGUAAUAUUAUAUUACAUUACUGAAAAUAUUCUGACAUAUUGUGAAACUUCACCACAAAGGUAUUCUCCUAUUAGUAAGAAAUGAUACCUCAGAAAGCGAAAUAAAUUUGACUACAUGUACUUUAAGGUAAUGAAAAAUUUUAGGUUAUAAUUUGUUUGUUUAGGUCACAGCAUGAUUAGUAGUGAUAUUUGGCAUAAAUAUCAUGAGUGAUAUUUCAAAAUUGUUAUACGUAAAUUUCACGAGCUGUUAAGCGAGUGAAAUUUGAGACAAUUUUGAAAUAUCAUGUGGUAUUUAUGCCAAAAUAAUAUCAUGUACAAAUCAUGCUAUUAUUUGUUUUACCCGCAAAAGGUUUUUAAUUUUCCAUGUAGGUAUUUCAAAUAAAGCUGAAAUACCACUUCUCUAAGGCAAUCAGAUUGCAGAAAUUUCUCAUUUAGUAGUAUAAGGAUUGAAAUAUCUGCAUGGCUGUCAUUGGAGCAACCUCAGAAAUGAGUUAUGAUAUAUUAAAAUUAUUGCAAAUAUGUGGGCAGAAACUUUGCCAUGUAGGUAAUUCUCUCAGUAAGAACUUUUACCUCAAAAAAUUUGAGUCCAGUAAUAAGUGUCCCUUUCCAAGUGAAAUAAUCUUGCAGGUACAUAGUUUGUCAAAAGUUUUUUUCAUUUACAGGUUUAACUUAGCAUUUACAUAUUAUGGAAUAGUGCUUAUGACUACAGAAAUGUAUCAAGGACUAAGUGAAUCUGAAGGAAGCUGUGGAGGUACGAAUGAAACCACUUAUUGAUAUCUGUCAUUAAAUAAACCAUCUAGCUUACUGAUACAAAACAUAUUUUUUCACUUAACAGAUAAUUUAAUGAGUAAUAAAAAUUAACACAAUUACAUGUAAGGAAGCAGUUUAAUUUAGGUAUUUUCAACAAUAAAUUGACCAUAAUAACUUUAUUUAAACUUGGACUACUGUACUCGUUAAACGGUUUAAGUAUUUAUUUGAUGAACAUCUAGAAUGUUCUCCACUAAUUUUUAUGAUGAACACCCUAACGGGGUUACAGUACAUGAAAGUACCACCUCUGCAUCAUAUCUGAAGGCAAGCAACUACCAUUAUUUUCAGCCACAGAUUCUGGUGCAGUUAAGAAUCCUGACUGUGGAUGUCAGCUUCUCACUUUUAAGGACUACACAGACAUGCUGUGGACCACACUUGCUGAGUUUCCUGGUACAGAAUAAAACAUUAUGGCUUACAUGUUUAACUUUAUCUUCAAGGGGAAAGGAAAUGAAAAUUAUAUAGCAUGAUUAUUUGUAAUAGACUAGAAGUUGAGUUUCGAGGACCCCUGUGCACUGUAUGAAUAGUGUGCAAGGAGUGUAUUAUCAUGGUUUUGGAGAUAUGUACAUGGUACCUUAUAUUCCUGGGAUCCUGGGAGAAUUAUUAGUUCAUGGUACCAAAACUUAAAAAUAUGAGAAUAAAAAUGGUGUUUUUCAGCCAAGGGCACAGGCACCAAAAAAAAACCCCGAAACCACUUACAUGUAUCAAUUCAAUUACCAUGUUUUUCGGCUCUCUUCUACAAAAGUAUUUUGUGUAAUGCAGUUAACAUAACAGACUGGUCCUCUCUCCCACCCCAGAUCAAAACCACCUGUCCAGUUGUGCAUUGUUAAAGAGACUUAAGAGGAAGUGACACUUAUAUUCCCAUUUAAUUUCUUUUUGGAAAAUUCAAACAGGGGCACCCUGAAUGAUGGUUUCCUCCUAAAUACAUUGAAAACACUUUUUAGGCUAUCCAGAGUACUUUUAGAUCUCUAGAAAGCAUUCUGAGCAGCGCUAUAAAAUUUGUGUCUGUUCAGUCAGGUAGGGGAACUGGAGUCUUUUCGAAAUUACAAGGGCUUGAGUAUUAUUUUCCUGAAAAUUUUAGAGGAAAAUUGACAUAUUACGAAAGUAAGACAUUUUCUAAUUCCUCUCUCCAUCACUUUUUUGAAUGCACAAAUUUUAGGUUUCCUUUUAUCUACGAAAAAUAGCCUAACUUGGGAAGUAAAAUGCGAAAAUUAAACUUCAGAAAAUCGUAGGGAAUUUAUUAGAUAAGCUUCAAAAAUUGUACAUGAAUGGAACGGUCAUCUAAAAAUUUGUAACCACCCUCAGGUAAUAGAAAAUUCUAGGCAUUAUUUUCUUCUCCAAACAGAUAUUUUAUAGAAAACGGUCGUCGGGUGCCCCGAUUCAAAAGGAUGGUCACCACAAUAAUAAUUUAUUACCAUCUGUUUGGAGAGAGUGUCUGAAGUAAUUUUGAUUCCAUAGUAGGUCUACUUAAUAAUUUCAUAACUUAAAAUGUGGCAAGUAAAUAUACUGAUCAAUGUAGGACAACUUAAAAAUGAAUUGGUAAAUGAUAACACAUAAAAAAGUUGUCAUGAUUUUCCCUUCUUGUUAGGCAUCAUUGUGACCAUGUUGAUGCUGGAGAAACUUGGAAGAAAGAAAACCAUGGCAAUCGAAUUCUUUUUAACUUCAGUUUGCUACUUUCUUCUAUUUAUCUGUUCUGGAAGGUAAGAGUUAAAGUUCUUAAUUGGUAAGGUGGCUCGACUGGAUUUUUUGGGGUUGAUACCUCCCAACUUUGAGCAUUAACUACGUCGGCAUGAGUAAAGAUAUGGAAAAAAUGUUACCACAACUGUAUUAUAUAAAGGUGAAAAUUUCUUAUGAUCUGGGUUUUAUUGCAAUCGGAGUCGCCAUGGCAACGUAAUGACGCCAUUAUGUUUUUCAUUUAUCUUUGUGUUUCUCUGUUCCAAGAGUUUUUUGAAGAAAUCGCUUUAGGGAGUAUGUACCUGCUAUAAUUGCCUCCAUUAUAGCAUAGUUUGAACAAAUUCUAUGAGAGCGUUUUCGAAAUAUUUUGAAAUGUAGUUUUAAGAAUAAUAAAAACAGUGAAAUAGCAUGCUACCAACACAAUUCGCUAAUAUUUUAAGAAAAUGAUAAGCUUUGGGAACGAGGCUUCAGCUCGUAGUGGUUUGAUUCCAUUGAAAACUGCAUACGAAAAAAGAGGGGAAUUGCUCUGGACGAUCGCGAGUAAUAAGAAUUUUAUUAACUUACAUUUAGCUGCUUUUGAUACAGUUUUUGGACGUAAUUUGGUCCAUGCCUAAAAAUGUCGCAUUUUUCCAAAAACCGCUCGAUAAAUUUUUCUAUAAAUUCGACAAUCCCGAGAUCAAUUGUCAAGAAAUAUUUUCUGCACGUUUCAAGAACAUUGAAAAUAGGGAAGGCUUUUAAAUAGGGCCUCAAAUAUAACCAAUUUUUCCCCCAGAUUUUGUGUUUACAAGUGAGCGUCCUCAUUAUUCACUGGCAUUGUUUUCGAGUUUCAUAUGCACGUGCACAACUAGCAAAAGUUAUAAAUUUGCAUCAAAAAGAACUCUCGAUUACUUUCCGAAGAAAUAUCUGGAGUAUGCUAAUAAUUGGCUUGUCGUCACAGACAGCAGUGAGAGCCGAAAAGGUGAACGUCACGGCUCAUCGUCUAGGGUGGAAUACUUAAUUAUCUUACUCGGGUUAUAACAUCACAGAAACUCUCACAAAGAGUUGCUCUGAUAUUACAAUAUAUCAUUAAUCUCUUUACCCGGUAAUUAGCAUAUCCCGGAGAUUUAACCGAGGGUCCUUUUCGAUGCAAAUUCUAUCUUUUUGCUAAAUGUGCACGUGUAUAUGAGACUUGAAAACAAUGCCAGUGAAUAAUGAGGACGCUCACUUGUAAACACAAAAUCUGGGGGGAAAAUUGGCUAUAUUUGAGGCCCUAUUUAAAAGCCUUCCCUGUUUUCAAUGUUCUUAAAACUUGCAGGGAAUAUUCCUUGACAAUUGAUCUCGGGAUUGUCGAAUUUAUAGAAAAAUUUCCGAUUGCAAUAAAACCCAGAUCAUAAGAAAUUUUCAUCUUUAUAUAAUACAGUUGUGGUAACAUUUUUUCCAUAUCUUUACUCAUGCCGACGUAGUUAAUGCUCAAAGUUGGGAGGUAUCAACCCCCAAAAAUCCAGUCGAGCCACCUUAAGGUAAUGAGUCCCUUCAGUUGAAAAGAGAUGUUUAAAAUGAUAACUAGACUGUCCAUGGCCCCCUGUUUUCUGUAUUGGUCAGGGAAAGUGAUUGCCGAGUUUGAAAUGCCUCUGUCUUGAUAUGAUUAUCUCAUUCACACCUCCAAAGCUUGUCCUUUUCUCACCUCUACAGUCAAUUUGUACUUGGAAGACAUCAAAUCAACUUGGCAAAGCCUUGAAAAAAUCUAUCCAAAAUGCGUACGUUCUAAGGAGGUUACAAAAGCUGCGGAAUGAUGUACUGUAUGGAAUUUUAAGGAAAGAUGAAUUAAGCUUACUAAUACAGAAUAAUUCAUUAUUCACUUUGUUUGUGUAUUUUUCUCACAGAACCAUGAUGACAGUGUUUAUAUUUGGAGUUAGAGGAUUUAUAUCAGGAGCAUUCCAAGGCUUCUAUGUUUAUACACCUGAGGUACAUGUAAUAGACUGAACAAAGAUUAUGACACUAAAGAAAACAUGUAAUACUUAUGUAACAGAAAUAGGUCUUGCAAAAUUGAAGAAAGGCUGACUUAUCUUGUUAAAGUGGCAUUAGUAAACCCGGAUCAUAAGCCUUUGAAUUUGAAACAAAUUACUCAAUAAUUGCAGACGAAUGGGUUUCUUGUAUUUCGUUUCGUUUUUAGGUUUAUCCAACAGUAGUUCGUGCUCUAGGUCUUGGCUUCUGCAGUGCAGUUGCUCGUGUUGGAGCAAUGAUAACACCUUUUAUAUCACAGGUAUGAAUGAGGUUUUGAGACGCAUUCGUUCAUCGACUAACACAUGAUAUACCUAUAGCUUUCAUUUGGGGCGGACCCAAACCUCCAACAUGUGUAGCUCCCGUAACUUUAGCCUGCAUAGCAAGCGUUUCCGUGCGAGUUCGUCGAGGGCAUCCUUUGUUUUGGUUUCUCUCCCCCUCCCGUAGUCUCUCACUUAGAUGCUUCUAGAAUCCUAAGUUGACAUCACAUUCUCAAACUCAUUAAUAAUUCAUUAAGAAAAUACAAAGGAAAUUAAUGUUUAAUGAGUGUUUGGAAAUCGGAUGAAACACUGCUUAGUAUUUGCAUCCUUAAUUUCUCCUUCAAAAAUGAUUUUGUUUGAGAAGAAAUAUCAAACAUUCGACACAGUGUUUCAUCACCAGAUGAAACACCUCGAAGUUCGUCAAAAAUACUCCGCUGCGCGUCGUAUUUUCAACUCUCUUCUCAGUGUUUCAUCUGGUGAUGAAACACUGCAUCUCUUGUUUGAUAUAUUACAUCAAUCAUAUAUUCUCAAGACACAACGUAAUAGGCUCGGAGUUGAAAGCGAGUAGUACUGAAUCUAACAUAGUAAGAAGUACAAUAGCAUCUUUUGACAGAGUAACGACUGGGACAAUAGUUUUUCUCCUACAAGUUAUAAGAAUGUUUGUAGCAUAAAAACGUUAGAAAUGAAUGAGGGGAAAAGGAGGGUGAUAACAAUUCUUUUGCUUUCAAUCAAUCGGACAAAAUAAAGUUUGACAAAAGAUAACAAAAAUAGACCAGAAUUUGGUUUUCUGUGAGUACGAGGUAUCAUUUCUAACUAGGGUUUAUCAUUACUGUUUUUUUUCUUCUCAGGUGUUGCUCAGGGUCUCACUACGUUUAGCGUUAGGUGUCUAUGGCUUAAUGUCCUUGUUAUGCACUGUCUGCACGUUAUUACUGCCUAUUGAAACCACAGGGAGACCAAUGGUGGUAAGUACUUGUACAAAUUCAUAA